Messenger RNA from Staurois parvus, 1008 nucleotides. The record is from the annotation of a GenBank genome assembly. NCBI's taxonomy places the organism in Eukaryota, Metazoa, Chordata, Amphibia, Anura, Ranidae.
AUGGCAAUGGCUUCUCUAGCCAGUAAGGAUUCCUACCUGCAAAGUCUGGGCAGAAAGGUUUGUGCAAAAGAAGUUACAGAGCAUCGCAAACGCAAAAUAGCAUAUGCUGUUGAUGGCACUGAGAAGCGUACUACUGGGAAGAAGAAAAAGCGGAAUCGAAAGCCACAGAACCUCAGGCACGAUGGCAGCAUGCAGAGAUUUCCUCCCAAAAUGUCUAAUCCUAUCUUCCCAAAAUCCCAGAGGAAAGAUACCCCUCUGAGCUCCUUUUCCACAGUGAAUAUAUUAAAGAAACGAUUACAUGAGAAGAUUGAGGAGUCACGUGGACAGUUUUCCAACAAAUCUCUUUCAACAGAAGAAAUUGAGAAAAGACGCCAGAGGAGGAAACAUGAGAGAGAGAGGAAGAAAAGAAAAAAGAAGGAGCUGAAACUUAAAGCCUUGCAGGAGACACAAGAGGGUGAGGCUAUUGAAGUGGAGCAGACUGUAGAAGAAGAUAUUGAAGAGACGCAUCUGGUCCCGCUAGUUUUCAACAAGGUGGAAGUCCAUGAUGAACCUCUCAAUAAAAUAUUGCAGAUAAAGGAGAAGAAAGAAAGGGUGAAGGGGCAUAUAACGCCCAUGACAGGCAAAAACUACAAACAGCUGCUGAAUCGCCUAGAGGCGCGAAAGAGUAAGCUGGAAGAACUAAGGGCAAAAGACCAAGAGAAAGCCAAGGAAUUUGAAUCUAAAAUUAAAUGGACUAAUGUGUUGUAUAAAGCUGAAGGACUGAAGAUCAAAGAUGAUGAAGGGAUGUUAAAAACUGCUCUGAAGCGUAAGGAGAAGCAGCGGGAGCAGAGAAAAAAGCAAUGGGACAAGCGAAUGGUGCAGACUACGGAGAGGAUGCAACAGCGGCAGGAAAAGAGGAAACGCAACAUCAAAAAGAAGAAAAUGGCCAAAAUAGAGAAAAAGAAGAGCAGAGCACGAAAGAAAGGGCGCAUCAUGCCCGAGGACUUGGCCAAAGCUAAUAUCAAGUGA